This is a messenger RNA of Ostrea edulis (European flat oyster), 1395 nucleotides long. RefSeq lists its product as uncharacterized. The record is from RefSeq and is a predicted model, not a curated record. Gene Ontology annotation, molecular function: protein binding. Lineage: Eukaryota; Metazoa; Mollusca; Bivalvia; Ostreida; Ostreidae. The transcript has 5 exons. Bases 4 to 885 code for a protein of 293 amino acids.
GUUAUGGAAGCCCAUCAAAUAAGAAUCUUGAUUGCUGGAUUCCUAGCUCUCCAAACAUUCACAAUUGCAUCUUGUGCAAAUCGGACGUUUUAUUUCAUCAACAAUGACGGUGUUACUUGUUCUGAUUCAGUGGGUGUUCUUCAAGUACAUGGCGGAUCGAUACCUUCAAGUGCAAAAUUCAUAUCGCACAACACGACAACUUUCCCAAAUGGAAAAAGAUGCGGUGUGGCUUGGCGUAGAAAGUCAGGUACCACUGGCACCAUUAUGUCCUUGUCCUUCCGUCAGACAUACCCCGAGAGUACCACGUGUGCAGCCAGUUUAACUGUUGCUUACUUGCCACACAAUACAACAAAUGUGUUCUGUGGAAAAAAUGCAACCAAUGGAAAGGUAUCGAGAGACGCAUUCCUAGGUGACCUUGCAAUGACUUUCGAAACACAGACCGGCGGUUAUCAGAGCGACUGGAGCUUUACGGUGGUUCUAACACCUUUCACGAUAGCAUUCGGGGGAUGUUCGGAAUCGUCCUUUCUCUGCGACGGAAACAGAUGCGUAGAUAAAGCUCUGGUGUGUGAUGGAGACGUAAACUGCGCAGACAAUUCAGAUGAAAGCGAUGUACGCUGCCAAUCUUCUAUAACCCAUCAGAAUAAAGAAACGUCGGUUUCCCCUAUAUUUGAUAGCCUGGCAUUAAUGAUGCUCGUCAUCAUCGCUCCAUUGAUAGGCUUUAUGGUUAUUGCCAUGAUCAUUGGCAUCGCCUGCAUGGUGUAUCGCAGGAACAGACUGGAGCGCCUAUACGUGGAAAACAAUGAAGAAGGUUCAAACACGGCCGGGGAACUAGAAGAAAUCGACCCCAACACUACAGGAAGGGCCAAACCAGUCCCAACACAAUAGCAAGGGCGGAAACAGCCCCAACACUAUAGAAAGGGCGGAAGCUGGAACUUAUUGAUGUCUUACUUUUCUGUACUAUCUUUACUACCAAUUUUGUAUUUCUAUAUUGAGAUGUGAAGAUAGCGUGGAUUGUUUACAUAAUUGUUUACCAAUAAUCUGGGAAUAUAGUAUCAUGUGAUCGGUAGGAUGGAUCACAUGGGAACUAAGACUAGUUCAAAGUUUAGUAGAAACGAAAAGAAAAUCAUUUACUAUGUAACAAAUUCUAUGAUUAUAUAAGUAUGUAAACAAACAAUUCUACAUCAUUUGUUUUUUGAAAGAUAGCAACUCUUAUAAUUUAUAGCAGCUUUUCAUGAAAAUAAAUUUAUUAGGAUAUGGAAACCAUUCGUGGUCAGAUUCCUCAUGCUGGGACUGUACGGCUCUGUGGAUCGAAUAUUGCACGUUACAACUAAAUUGAAUAUAUCAAAUCUUAAGAAAUGAAAUUUUUUUAGUAUAAUAAAUGUUUUUAAUAUCUUA